Messenger RNA from Arabidopsis arenosa, 2682 nucleotides. Lineage: Eukaryota; Viridiplantae; Streptophyta; Magnoliopsida; Brassicales; Brassicaceae. The record is from the annotation of a GenBank genome assembly.
ACUACAUUUUGUAGGAUUUAAACAUUUUCUUGUGUUCUGUCAUAAACCAUGUAAAAUGCUUUCUCGCUUCAACAUUCAUCAGCCAUUAAAACGCUGGAAAUUUCGAUUCUUUUCGCGCUCAGUAGAAAACCCAGAUGCUAUUUUGGCGGGAUCAUGUUUGUCUUCCACUUGUUCAUCGCCAGAGCCAUCUCUGGUUCGCUCCGAUUAUUUGAAUAAACCUUCUGAUGAAGACCAGAUUUUUCCGUUGAACAAGAUUAUAGCAAGUUGUGUACGUUCAGGAGAUAUAGAUGGAGCUCUUAGAGUGUUUCAUGGGAUGGGAGCUAAGAACACAGUUACCUGGAAUUCUCUGCUCGUGGGGAUUUCUAAAGAUCCAAGCAGAAUGAUGGAAGCACACCAACUGUUCGAUGAAAUUCCUGAACCAGAUAAUUUCUCUUAUAACAUCAUGUUGUCUUGCUACGUUCGUAAUGGUAACUUCGAGAAGGCCCAGAGCUUCUUCGAUCGGAUGCCAUUCAAGGAUGCGGCGUCAUGGAACACAAUGAUCACAGGGUAUGCACGAAGAGGUGAAAUGGAGAAAGCACGGGUAUUGUUCUAUUCCAUGAUGGAGAAGAAUGAGGUUUCUUGGAAUGCCAUGAUCUCUGGAUAUAUCGAAUGCGGGGAUUUGGAAAAGGCAUCACAUUUGUUCAGAGGGGCUCCAUUUAGAGGCGUUGUGGCAUGGACGGCGAUGAUCACAGGGUACAUGAAAGCCAAGAAGGUUGAAUUAGCUAUGGCUAUGUUCAAAGACAUGACAGUGAAGAAAAAUCUUGUAACUUGGAAUGCUAUGAUCUCUGGUUAUGUUGAAAAUUCUCGGCCGGAAGAUGGGUUGAAGCUUUUCAGAGCAAUGCUUAAGGAAGGAAUUAGGCCUAACUCGUCUGGACUAAGCAGUGCAUUGCUCGGUUGCAGCGAAUUAUCAGCGUUACUGUUAGGGAGGCAAAUCCAUCAGAUAGUGUGUAAAUCUACGUUGUGUAAUGACAUAACUGCAUUGACGUCUCUGAUCAGUAUGUACUGCAAAUGUGGAGAACUUGGCGAUGCUUGGAAACUCUUUGAGGCGAUGAAGAAGAAAGAUGUUGUGGCGUGGAAUGCAAUGAUUUCCGGGUACGCUCAGCAUGGUAAUGCGGAAAAGGCUCUGUUUUUGUUCCGUGAGAUGAUAGAUAACAAGAUCAGGCCCGAUUGGAUAACGUUUGUUGCGGUUUUACUGGCCUGUAACCACGCUGGACUAGUGGAUAUAGGGAUGGCGUACUUCGAUUCAAUGGUGAGAGAUUACAGGGUAGAACCGCGGCCUGAUCAUUACACGUGUAUGGUUGAUCUUUUGGGUCGGGCUGGGAAGCUGGAGGAGGCAUUGAAACUGAUAAGAUCAAUGCCGUUUAGACCUCAUGCUGCAGUCUUUGGGACGCUCUUAGGGGCUUGUAGAGUGCACAAGAACUCGGAGUUGGCUGAAUUCGCAGCUGAGAAACUGCUUGAGCUAGACCCUCGAAAUGCAGCCGGGUAUGUGCAGCUUGCGAAUAUCUAUGCAUCGAAGAAUCGUUGGGAAGACGUUGCAAGGGUUCGCAAGAGAAUGAAAGAGAGCAAUGUUGUGAAGGUACCCGGAUACAGUUGGAUCGAGAUACGAAACAAGGUUCACCAUUUCAGAUCAAGUGAUCGGAUUCACCCGGAACUAGACUCAAUACACAAGAAACUGAAGGAGUUGGAGAAAAAGAUGAAACUAGCUGGAUACAAACCGGAGCUAGAGUUUGCUUUACACAAUGUAGAAGAAGAGCAAAAGGAAAAGCUAUUGUUAUGGCACAGCGAGAAGUUAGCUGUUGCAUUUGGUUGCAUAAAACUCCCUCAAGGUUCACCAAUACAAGUGUUCAAGAACUUGAGAAUCUGUGGUGACUGUCAUAAAGCAAUCAAAUUUAUCUCGGAGAUAGAGAAAAGAGAGAUCGUGUUGGCGUUAAAGAGAGAGAUGCGUAGAUCAGCGAGUGGUUCUAGAGUUUCUGAUCAUUUUCCGGCGAAGUCACCGCCUCGAUCUCAGAGUGUUACAGCUAUGGAAGAUGAUGUGGAGCUGCUUUUGCCUAGGUACGAUCCGAAUUCACAAGCGGGGAAGAGAGAGAAAUCAAGAUUCAGAUUUGCAGAAAACGUCAUCCAUUUGAUUCCUCUCAUUCUUCUUCUCUGUGUCAUUAUCCUCUGGCUCUUCUCUCAUUCAGGUUUCCGUGCCUCUCCUCUUGGUGUCCCCUCCAAAUGCUGGUGUGGAGAAGAGAUCACCACUUUCACAUCGAAAACAAAGGAAAAUCCAUACCGGAGAUUCUACCGGUGCGCGAUAGCAAUGAAGAGAGAAAAUGAAGAGCACUUGUUCAAGUGGGUUGAUGAAGCUCUCUUGGACGAAAUUAACAUGGUAAAUGAGAAGUGUAAGAGAGUUGCAGAGAAUCUUAGUGCUUUGAGAGUGAACGUGAUGGCCAAUAUGGAGCUCCAGAACAAAAACAUUAAGCAAAUUGAGGAAGAGCUGAUUAAGAAGAUGGAGGGUGAACUCUUGACCAUGAAGGAGAAUGUGGAGGAGCUAGGACAUGUUAUGGCUAAGUCAGCUUUGAAGACUGUAGGGAUUGCUGCUGUAAUUGUUACCUCAAUUGUAUGGCUUUGGGGAAGAGUGUAGGUGUUGAGGUUUUAGAGUGA